AAAUUACUUGGAAAUAGUCAAUAUAACUCUGCACCUAACUGUAGCACCGUCGCUGUUGCUGAAUCGUUGCGGCAGUAAUAAACGGAGCUGUACAGCAGAGCAGACCUACAACAUCCGGGCAAUAGUCAGCUUGCGCAGAAACGGAAUGGCGGAGGUGGGUGAAAAGCCCCUGAAGAUAAGUGUGGAGGUUGUGGCCUAGUGGAGAGUGGGGGAGGUACAGUGAUGAAGGCCCUCAGCAGGAGAAGCAGAAGUCUUAACAGGCCUUAGAGGAGUUGGAGGAGAACUUUCGCCCCAUGAAGAUGGCAGCGCAGUCCCACACUGCCAGUGAGCUUCCUUUGGAGGAGCUGCUGGCUCUGUACGGCUACACAGUGUCCAAUCCAGAGAAGGAGACCUGUCAAGUGGCUGCCAGUCUGCCAGAUAUGACACUGGACAAGGAUCAGAUAACUGAGGAUCUCUUUCCUGGGGAGGAGGAAGCAGAAUCAUCAGCUGAUGAUCUCACCCCCUCAGUCACCUCAAACACCUCAGAUCUGCUCCGCCGCUUCCGAGGUGGAGACAAAGACACAUUAGUCAGCUCAUCAGAUGAGGACUCCGAUGCUUCUAUUCCCUCCAAUGAAGAGCACAAGGAGAUCAUGGUUGGCUCUAUGUACCAGGCAAAAAUCCCUCCAUUUGGUCCAUAUACCUACCAGGAGAGAGCCUACAGCAGUGAGGACCAGUUGCUGUGGAGGCCAGGUGUUCUGCCGGUGCAGGAAGUGGAAGAGUUCUUGCUGUAUGCACAGAGACCACGUUGCCAGGAGGUGGCAGCAUGCACGCGAACACAAGGGGACACUGUCCGAGACAAUGAACAGGCACUGUAUGAGCUAGUGAAAUGCAACUUCAAUGCAGAAGAAGCACUGAGACGAUUACGCUUCAAUGUGAAAGUUUUUAGCGAAGAGCUGUGUGCCUGGAGUGAGGAGGAGUGCAGGAACUUUGAGCAUGGCUAUCGAGUUUACGGGAAAAACUUCCACCUCAUUCAGGCUAAUAAGGUACGAACGCGUUCAGUUGGGGAGUGUGUGGAGUAUUACUACAUGUGGAAGAAGUCUGAACGUCACGAGUACUUUACCCAGCAGGCCACCAGGCUCAGCCGCAAAAAGUACAGCUUGCAAUCAGGGAGCAUGGAGGAUGGAGACCAGGACGGGGAGGUUGGGGAGCUGGAGGGAAGCAACAAUUCUUCAGGCCUGUUGUCUCACAGCUCCAUGGGCACUGGGCAGCUGGAGUCCCCAUUACCUCCACAGUCGAGCCUGGACCUGGACAAACAAGAUGGUGAGCUGGUGAUGGGGCUGUCAGACUUGUGUGGUGACGGAUGUCCGCAGCAGCUGUUUGGCUGUCCCUUCUCUCUCCCCCCCAUGGACGACCUGCAGGAACCUAGCUCAGGCAGUUGUUGUCCCUCAGCUCCAGUUCAGCUCCAGUCCCAGCCCUCCCCCCAGAGCUCCCAGUGGGCCGGCGGGAGCCCUCCGUCCUGCCAUGACGACAAUCGCCUCCAAGGCUCCUGCUUCUACCAGCUACACAUGCUUGGUGGACCUUUCGUUUCUGAGGGCCCUGACGGUGGUACAGCAGGCGGCGGGACUGGCUCCCCCCAUGGGCUGCAGGUGGAAUUUAGUCUGUCUCCAUCUGCCUCACCUCCCUCAUCUGCUGUCCUCCCGUCACACUUCCAGACUUUUGGCAGCCUGCUACACCCCCUCCCGUCCAGCAUCCCCGCUCCCUCACACAGUGAAGGGGGGGGGACUGAGUGGUACUCUUCAUGGUUUGCCCUGUGUCAAGAUCUUUGAUCGGUGUUGGUAUUUACACAGGUCUCGAAGAAACCAGGACAAAAAGUGCAUUUACUUAACUUUGUGAAAACGUAUGGACCUACUACCUGUGUUUGGGCGAUUACUCGUCUGUCUGAACCCUCUUUUUAAACUGAGACACUUGAACCCUCUGUCCAUUGUGGAAUGAAGAGUGUUAAUCACUACUUUCAGGUGUUGAUUAUGUGUUUUAUUAACAGUUUCUUACCACAAGCUGCUCACUGAUUGGCUAUAAUUAAUACAUACUUGUCAAAGCACAGUGCAGUUGAUGAGAGCUGCUGUGACCUAGCAAACAAACCAGAUGCGUGUGGCUAAAACAAAUCAGUGACUGCCAAUGUUAACCACUGUUGCUUUGUUUUUUAUUUAUCAGUUUGACUGAAGCUCAGAUUUCUCCCGCCUUUUUCCAGGAAGAGCCAAUUGUGUGUUUCUUUACGUGUCUUUACAUAUUGCUCAACACUCGCUGCUGCAGCCACAGUGACACGGUUGCUAGAAGUCUGACCACAGAGUAAAAUCUGUCCCUUCCAACAAUAUAGAAUACAUUUAAACAUUAAGUCUGUGAUUGGCUCUCCCUUUUCAGUUCCUUUCAUGUUUUUCUCUAUUUCCUGCCUCCUCCACUCCUCCAGAAUUUUGUUUAUAUGUGAAGAGUUGAAACUAAAUAAGAUUUUCUAAGGUUGAGAUUCGCACAUGAUCGAAGGAAAAGCAGCGUAAUAUUUUUGCAAGUUUUAUUCUCAGUUGUGCUUUUGUGGAAGAUUUCAUCCUUGUUCUUUAUUUUGAAGAUUCACAUAGAGAUUUAUAAAGGUGCAUCGCUUAGUCAUCAUUUCUGAUCACCUUUUUAAUGUUUAAUAUUUGGUACCAUCAAGAGCCUGUUUGACAGGCAGAAUAGGCAUAAAAUAAAAUAUGUAAAUGUAAAAUGUACAUGUGAACAUAAGUAAGUCACUGAAUACAAACACAGUUUCUCAGGUUUUGCACCUUUGAUGAUCUCAGAGACCGUUAAUCAGUGAGAGUCAGUCAACAUUACUCUAAACAGGUGUCAUACAUACAGAUCAGAUAAAAGAGGGAGUGUUAUUAGAAGUUUUUUGGAUUAAGCUGCAGCUCAUUGGUGUAAGAGUGGAAAAAACAUAUGAAGUGACUAAUAUCGAGGUCUAAAGAUCAUCCUAACAUGGAAUUUAACAGUUCUGGCACCUUCUCCUUGCUCUUUACAUCCGCGUAACGUCCAAUCAGUGAACAUGUAUGAACAAAGGUACAACUGUGAUAUUUUUAGUGUCAGAGUGCGAUUGAUCCAAACUGAGUUGUGGAUUAAACAAAUCUCUCUUUUUUUCCUCUGAAAUGUUUCCUUCACUGACCUCUGCCAGACAUAAUGAAAUAUACUGAAAAAUGUCACAUAUGUAUAGCCAUUUACAUUUUUAAUAAUAAUAUAUUUAUAGUGCAAAUUGCUUAUUAACAACUGCACAACAGAUUCUCAACCUUUUCUGACCAGUUUCCCAAAGUCCUCAUGGCCCUGUUAAUCAGAGAUGUAAAACUUGUUGAAUUUUGAGAAUAACAAACUUGGUGUAUGUUUAUUAUCUCAUGUCUUUUCUGAAGCACAGAGGGAGCUCCACAUUAAUUAGUACAGAUAAAAUUCUAUUGUUUACAUCUACAGUUUCAUAUUUGAAAACAAUCUGCCAGUUCAAGGUUGAGAAAAUACAGAAAGUUACAGUAAAAAUGAUUUGAUUAUUUUUAACAUUAUGUAACACAAAAUAAAUGGAUGAGCUUUAAGAUGCAUCUUAAAAGGAACAAUUUAUUACAUUACAUUACAAUUUUAGUCAUUUCAUUAAUUCAUGUAUUGAUUUGUGUAUGCAUUCGUACAUAUGUGGUAUUUUCUUGUGAAUGUCGGUGUAUUUUGGUCACGCUGUCUGAAGAAGUAAAGGAAAAGUUACAAGGAAGGAGAGGAACCCAAUGUCCUUCCUUCCAUCUGUCUUUCUGUUUAUUCCUUGUUGUUGUUCGUAAAUGUGGGAGCUCUUCCUGUUAAAAGCCAAGCCGGUUUCCGAUCAAUGUUUGUUUUGUCUUUGUUUACAUGAGGGUGGUUCAGGAUGAGACCAUGAAGGCAGGAAAAAGGCGCAGAGUCACUGCCUUUGGUUAAUUCUUUAUUUUCACUUUUAUUUCUAGCAAUUUAUAUAUUGUACUGCUUCUGUUAUGUUUGUUUAUAAUUAUUAUAUUUUGGAAAAAAAAAAAAAGAUUAAAAUGAACAUCGGUGAAAUAUUAAAA
Molecule: messenger RNA, 4064 nt
Organism: Dicentrarchus labrax (European seabass)
Lineage: Eukaryota; Metazoa; Chordata; Actinopteri; Moronidae
Gene: mier2
Product: mesoderm induction early response 1, family member 2
Biological process (GO): negative regulation of transcription by RNA polymerase II
Cellular component (GO): nucleoplasm
Molecular function (GO): histone deacetylase binding; transcription corepressor activity
Source: RefSeq, a predicted model, not a curated record